AUGUCCCACCCAAAGCACAAGAAACAAGCAGAAAAAUCCGACAGGUCGGAGUUCUUCGCGGCCCGAGCCUCGACGCCGAAAGCUACAGGCCUGCUGGACCAGGCCCAAGAUGGCGACGGCGGGAACGACACACUGCCGCUAAGGACUCCCACGGGCUCCCACAACCUGCCAGUCACGCAAGACUUUCUGCAGACAUGCUUGGAGGAUAUGUCCAGCAAAAUCCUGGCAUCCAUCCAAAGCACUCUGAGGGAACUCAGCAAAGAAGUGCAGGAGCUGGGGGACAGGACCGCACGGGUGGAACAGCGCGUGGAGGAGCAGACAUCUGUUCAUAACGAGCUGGCAGACCAAGUGCACAACCUGCAGCAGUUACUGAACCAGUCCCAAAGGAAAAUCAUGGAUCUGGAAGACCGCUCACGAAGGCAAAAUCUGCGAAUUAGAGGCAUACCGGAGGAGGUGUCUCAACAAGAUCUGCACCCCUUCCUCAUAGAGUAUUUCAAAGCACUGACCCCCGAGCUACCAGCGGAGAUGCUGAUCCUGGACAGGUACCACAGGGUCCAAAAGCCAGCGUUCCUGCCGCAAGACACACCAAGGGACGUGCUAACCCACCUCCACUACUUCCACGUAAAAGAGGCAAUUCUCCAGGCCACGAGAGGGCAAAGGGAUCUGCCACAAAAAUUCACUCACAUAAAAAUCUUCACGGAUCUGUCAGCGGCUACACUACAGAAAAGGAAAGAAUUCAAAACGACCACAGAGGCCCUGCGCAACAAUGGCGUCCAGUACAGGUGGGGAUACCCGGUCCGCCUGCUGAUCAGGAGGAAUGGCACACUGACAACGAUCAACACGCCAGAGGAAGGCCACAAACUACUGCGCAGCUGGGGCAUUCAACCAACCCAGGCAGGGGCAAAGGCUGCAGAUCAGCGCAGACUGUCUCCGGAGUGGAAGAGGGCCAAAAAAUGAUCCCACAAAGGGAUUCCAAGCAAGAGAUGGGACUUAACAGAGACUCCAGAGGGAGCAGUCGGACAAUGGGCCGCAAGUAUACCAGACACACAUGACACGCACACUCAAACCCUAUCACUCGAUAUAUAACUCACACAGCCACACCAUUAACCUGGCACAUGUCAGUGCCUAGCACACUAAAUAGAGACGAAAAAAAAAACAAAAAAAAAAACUCACUCACAACAACUUGAUAGGAGCCCAGACCUAAAUACAGGCCUGUCCAGAAGCUACACCCCAGACACGCUAGAACUCACACCCAUCUCACCUUUCACCAUUUAGCCGCAAAACACACGCAGGCAAAAAGAUAGCGUGUAACGGGCAUGGCAUGCUCACCUAGCUACACCGCACACAUCACUCAUCAGAGUUCACUACGCACCCCAAUGGCACCACAUAAUGGGUGCCCUACCCUUCAGUGGGAAAUGUUCAAUUGUAAUACUGUGAUAUUGUAUGUUUUGUUUUAUGUUGCACUGUUUACCCCAAAGGUCUUGCAUAAGGUUAGCAUGACUGCAUCCACCCUUGCUCACCACCCCACCCUUCCCCCCACCACCAGACAGGUUGGAGACCACGUAGCAUAUAUCCGAGUUGGAGACCAUAGGACCCAGGGAGGAGUAGCACACCAGACACUGACCCCCCAAGUCAAAAGCAAGAUACUUCAACACCACUCAAUAAAAUAUGAAGAUACACUGUCAUAAUGUAAAAGGGUUAAACACCCCAGUAAAACGAUAUUGCCUCAUAAGAGAUCUGCGCAGGGAAUGCCCUGAUAUAGUGUGCCUGCAGGAAACACACCUCAAAAAAUCAAUAAUCCUAGCCCAGGCGCAAUACACAGCUCAAUUCCAUAGCACCUCCACGUCCAAAACGAAAGGGGUAUCCAUCCUCAUCAGCAAGGAUGUGUCCUUCAAACCGUUAUACAUAUCCAUAGACAAAGAAGGGCGAUAUAUUAUCAUGAUAUGCGAAAUCAACAAUUUAGAAUACACGAUAGUCAACCUAUAUGCACCCAACACACACCAGAGGAAUUUCUUACAUAAAGUCAUCACACUAGUGCAAUCGGUCCAGAGGGGCAUCACUAUAUUAUGUGGGGAUUUCAAUCACAUACUGGACCCCAAAUGGGAUACCACAGUACAGCUAAACACUCCCAGAUCAGCUACCCUCCAGAGGGAAUGCAAACCACUAGUACGCUUGCUCAAAGAACACGAUUACUACGACGCAUGGAGAUUGCAACACCCUGGGGAGAGGGACUACACCUUCCUCUCUCAGGUACAUAACACUUACUCGCGUAUUGACGGGUACUAUAUAAAAGGUGCCCACCUCAACCACAUCAUGUCCUGCACGAUAGGUACCAUAACGUGGUCAGACCAUGCCCCAAUAACCUUAGUGCUAUGCGACGCAUAUGACUACAAGCAUCGAAGCCCGUGGAGACUAAAUGAAUCUCUACUGACAGACCGACAAUACAGCGACACAGUUAAAGACGACCUCUCCAACUACUUUGACACCAACACAACUCCAGACAUAUCACCAGAAACACUGUGGCAGGCCCACAAACCAGUUGUAAGGGGACUCCUUAUAGGGAAAGCAAGUGCAAUAAAAAGGGCAACCCAAACAAAAAGAAAAGAAUGGCUGACUACCCUCUACAAUCUAACCAAACAGAACCAACUCACACCAACCCCACAGCUCCUAGAACAAAUUAAACAAGUAAUAGACGAAGGCAAAAAACAUGACCUAGUAAAAAUGGGGUUCACAAUGCGGAAGCUACAGGCAGCCCACUACACCCAGGGAAAUAGAGCCAGCAAACUCUUAGCGAGGAGACUGUCGCAAAGGAACGCACAAACAAAAAUCCCAUUCAUACUGAACUCUAAAGGGGAAAAAAGGGUUACACCCAAAGACAUCAGCGACGUGUUCGCCGACUACUAUACGACCCUGUACAACCUGGGUCGGGACCCAAACACCCCGCAACCGUCACAAACACGAAUAGAACAAUACCUGGAGGGUAUAUCACUACCGGGCCUUACUGAGGACCAAAGGGAGGGCCUACAAGCCCCUAUCACAGAGGAAGAAGUGCUACAGGUAAUAGCGAGCCUCCCCAAGGGGAAAGCACCAGGACCCGAUGGGUUUACCAACGCGUACUAUAAACGAUUUGCUGCCACUCUUGCACCACACCUAACAAACACCUUUAAUGCCAUCACCCGAAAGGCAGAAGCCCCGGCAGACAUGCUAGGAGCUCACAUUAUAACACUUCCAAAACCAGGCAAACCACCCACAUGUAGUCAAAACUUCCGGCCAAUAUCCCUACUAAACACAGACACAAAAAUCUACGCUAAAAUACAGGCAAAUAGGCUAAAACACAUCAUCCCUACACUGAUACAUGAUGACCAGGUGGGCUUUACCACAGGUAGACAGGGAUCAGACAACACGAAGAAAGUGAUCGACCUCAUACACAGCCUAAGACGAGAUCGGACGGAGGGUGUUUUACUCUCAUUGGACGCAGAAAAGGCCUUUGAUCGCCUUAAUUGGCCUUUUUUAGAAGCAGUGCUCCAAAAGUACAAGUUCCCUAGAUCAUUUAUAAAUGGGGUAAAAGCACUAUACUCCCACCCCACAGCAAGGGUACUCAAUGCAGGAUUUGUGUCCAAACAAAUCAACAUAACGAAUGGGUCCAGGCAGGGGUGCCCCCUCUCCCCACUAUUAUACAUCCUGGCAUUGGAGCCCCUUGCAGCGGCGAUAAGGGCGGAACCAUCCAUACAGGGCAUCACAAUAGGAGACAGGGAGUACAAGCUCAAUCUAUUUGCAGAUGACAUCCUAGUAACGCUCACACAGCCCCUAAUCUCCCUGCCAAAUUUGAUGCUACACAUAGAAUCAUAUGGUGAAGUAUCAUAUUACAAAUUGAAUGUCACCAAGACACAAGCAUUGGGGAUGCAUCUAGGCACAAACCUCACGUCCAGACUGAGAGAGGCAUUCCCCUUAGAUUGGAGAAACGAUCACCUAACCUUUCUGGGCCUCAAACUUACAAAAAACCCUGAUAAAUUAUUCCACCACAACUAUGUACGCAUGCACAAAGAGUUCACAGAUUCCAUGCAAGCAUGGAAGGGAAAAUACCUGUCAUGGACAGGACGCAUAGCAGCAGUCAAAAUGUCGCUAAUACCAAAAAUCCAAUACCUGUUCCGUACACUACAGAUACCCCUACCAAAGCAAUACCUCAAAAAUAUGCAGCACACCAUCAGUGCCUUCAUUUGGGAGGGGAAAAAAGCAAGAGUGGCAGCAGGGACGCUACAGCAGACAGUCCGCAGGGGGGGGUUGGGCCUCCCGAACUUAACGGCUUACUAUAGAGCAGCAUACCUCCAUAACAUUACACAAAUAAACCUCACUGUCAAGGCUCCACAAUGGGUAGCCAUAGAGGCGCACUGGGCACCCAGAAGGGACCUACGAGCACUGAUAUGGCAAGGAAACUGCCCUAAGCACACCAGGGACAAACUCCUGCCCAGUACCCAGACCCUUCUACAAAUAUGGCACAAAAUAAGAGAUAAAAUGGUGGCAAAACAAAAGCUUCCUAUGGCCACACCAAUCCAAACAGUAGGGCUGGACAUCCCAACUUUCCCGUGGGAGACAUGGGUGAAAGGGGGGAUACGCCAUAUAUAUCAGGUGAUAGACAGGGGGCGACUGAAAGCACUACCGGCAAUUCAGGAGGAAUACACACUGCCCAAUAAGGUCAUAUUCUCUUACAUGCAGCUAAAGUCCUACGUUUCAAGUAAGCUAGACGCCGAAGAUAAAUGGGACGAUGAACUGAACAUGACGAGACUUGAAAAACACUGUGUGGGCAAAAAGACACUGGGGAAAACCCUAUCAUGGGGAUACCAGGAGCUAAUAGCAACACGAACACAAACACUAGAUAAGAUCAAACUGGCGUGGCACCAAGAGUUGGGCCAGACGUUUUCAGAAGACACCUGGGACCGGGCAUAUCUGGCGCACCAGGGACUCACAGCAUGCCACACACACCUAGAACUACAACGCAAACUAUUGUACCGCUGGUACUUAGUACCAGACAAACUCCAAAAGAUGUGGCCAAACACUACCAACAUAUGCUGGAGAUGUGGGAGUGAGGUGGGGACCAUGCUACAUAUCUGGUGGUCCUGUGCCGCACUUAGCUCAUUCUGGAAGGAAGUGACCCAACAUUUACAAAAAAUAUAUCCGACACCCAGGUUAGAUAACCCACAAACAUGCAUCCUGUUUAUGUUGCCCAAGAGCAUCCCGAAGCACAUUAGGACGAUUCUCUAUCACACCCUCAUAUCAGCAAAUCAGACGAUAUCCAGGUUAUGGAAAAAAACAACAACCCCCACUAUCCAGGAUGUGAUAAAACAGGUAGAACAAAACUGGGAGUACGAACUUAUGACAGCAGCACAAUUUGGGAAACGCACUCAUAUACUUGAGGCACACAAGACUUGGAAGGCUAGCAUAACAUCCGAGGUAUGAGGGCGGGAAGCUGGAGAUAAGCUAUAACCACACUAGUGGGCAGAAAGCAAACCACCCAUCAAGGCCCACAAAAGGUGACGUUACCAGCAUCCACUAGGUGUACAAGCAAAUGCCUCAGCUUACAUUACGCAACAGGUAGUGGGAGAUACGCCAGGGACAACCUUGGUCAACCACAUAACGGGGGAAAUGUAAAUAAACCUAGGAGCCCAUAUACAACAACCUAAUGACAUAAUGAUAUAAGAGUGUAACUGUAUAACCGUACAACUACCUACACGAGAAGGGUGAUUAGCGGGGAGAUAUACAUAUACCUGGGAACCCACGUAAAAGUGGAUAAUCGUAUAACUGAAUAUCUGUAUAACUGUAUAAAUGUACAAAUGCAUAAUGGUAUAUUGGUAUAACGGUAUAACUGUCUACCUGUACAACUGCUUAAACACGAAUGCUGAUAACCUGUCUUCCCCCUUCCUUUCUGUAUCCCCCCCCCCAAGUUUGCAUACUCGAAAAAAUCAAUAAAAUUCAAAUUGGAAAAAAAAAUACCAUCUGAACUAAGAAAAUAUGACAACAUGAGUUAAACUGUAAGAACGCAGGGACGGACUGACAGUGCAUUGGGCCCCCAGGCAAAAUUAGAACCUGGGCCCCCUGCAGACCAAUAUAUAUGCUGGUAUAUAUGCUGGUAUAGAUGUAGCGUGUAUUUGAUUAUAUGUGCAUGUAAAGUGAAUGUAUGCUUCUGUAAGUAUAUUAACUAUGAGCCGUGGUCUAAGUGAAUAUAUGUAUCUUAAAGUGCGUAGUAUCAGGACGUGUGGAUUCAGAGUAUAUCUAAUUACAUGUUUUGUUUUUUGUAACUAGGGUAUUAUUUAUGUGUGUUUGUGUAGCAUGGCAGUAUGUAUAAGGGAGUAUUUGUGAAACAUGUCAAUGUGUUUGAAUGAGGCAUGCAGGCAUCCAAAUUUUGGGUCUUGACUUACUAACCAUGUGCUGAAAGUUACAGACCACCUUAAAUGGACGACUAUAGUCACCAGAACAACUACAGCUUAAUGUUGUUGUUCUGGUGUGUGUAUAGUCAGUCCCUGCAGGCAUUUUAAUGUAAACAUUGCCUUUUCAGAGAAAAGCCAGUGUUUACAUUGCUGACUAGGGACACCUCCAGUGGCAGUCACCUCCUGUAGGCGGCUACUAGAGGUGCUUCCUGGGUCAGUGAUGGGGAUUGUGCAGUACUGACGUCGUUCAGUGUCUCCAUGCUCUGCUCAGAGAUGGGGAUUGAUUUAAUACACCUAUAUGAGUAGAUGCAAAUUGGCGCAAGCAGCCUUUUGCCAUGCGUGUGCAUUAGCUUCCCAAUGUUUUCCUAUGAGAAAGCAUUGGAAAGGCUGAGAUUGUCAAUUCUGAUUAUCUCAGCUAAGCGGGUGGACCGUGGGCUGAGACAGGUGGACCGUUUAUGGCGCUGGAAUAAAGGUAAGUUUAUUGCCUUUUUAAGGGAUUCAAGGGUGUGCCAGCGACCUAAAUAAAGUUUUUAACUCAAUAGGGUCAGGAAUACACAUCUGUAGUGUUCCUUUAAAUGCAUGUUUUUUUUUGUUUUUUAAUUAAUUCUAGUAUGUCCGUGACAUCAGUGUGUGCAUGCAGGGACAUAUUUGUAUUGAGGGUCUGUAUGUGUGUGUAAAUGCAAGGCCAUAUUAGUAUAUAGUUAGUGGGUGAACCCAGGCUUGUAUGUGUGGAAGGUCAGUGUGCGUGAACACAGAGGAAUGUAGUGGUUAUGGGGGCUAUAUUGGGGCGGGAGUAAUAGGGGCUAUAGUGCAGGAAAGUGGUAAUGGGGGCAGGUUAUAUAGAAGCUAUUCAGGGUGCAGAUGAGAGAUAGGAGCUGUAGUAGAUGCAGAGAGUAAUGGAGGCUUCAGGCUGUACAGCGCUACGGAAUCUGAUUGCGCUAUAUAAAUAAUAAAAUAAUAAUAGGAUCUUUAGUAAUAGGGUCUGUAGAGGGUGCAGGUGCUGUAGUGGGUGUAAAGGGUGAUAGGGGUUGUAGUAUGUGUAUGGCGUAUAGGGGUUGUAGUGGGUAAUGGGGGUUGUAUGUGUAGGGUGUAAAAAUGUUUAUAUUAUGUGUAGUGGGUGCAGGGGGGAAUAAGGGUUGUAGUAUGUGUGGGGAGUGAUAGGGGUUGUAGUAUGUGUAGGGAGUGAUAGGGGUUGAGGUAUGUGUAGGGAGCAAUAGGGGUUGUAGUAUGUGUAGGGAGUAAAAAGGUUUAUAUUAUGUGUAGCAGGUGUAUGGGUUAUUAGGGGUUGUAGUAUGUGUGGGGAGUGAUAGGGGUUGUAGUAUGUGUAGGGAGUAAAAAGGUUUCUACUAUGUGUAGCGGGUGCAUGGGUUCAUAGGAGUUGUAGUAUGUGUAGGGAAUGAUAGGAGUUGUAGUAUGUGUAGGGAGUGAUAGGGGUUGUAGUAUGUGUAGGGAAUGAUAGGAGUUGUAGUAUGUGUGGGGAGUGAUAGGAGUUGUAGUAUGUGUAGGAAAUGAUAGGAGUUGUAGUAUGUGUAGGAAAUGAUAGGAGUUGUAGUAUGUGUAGGGAAUGAUAGGAGUUGUAGUAUGUGUAGGGAGUGAUUCCGUCUUGAAAGUUUGGGUGUUCUUGUGAAGUCUGGUUGCUGACUUGAGUGAAAGCAUGUUUUUUCUUUGUUAAUGUAAAUGGGCCUGGCAGGCAGUGAUUAGGAGAAGUAACGGGCUUAAUGAGAUUGAUAAAUGAAAUGAGAUUUGUGUCUCGCAGCAUUUUCUUACCUUAAAAGAACAAAGUCCUUUUUACUGGACUAUACCAUAAAGUAUGCAGUGAAUACCUGUUUACAAUUGGUUAGUGGAUUCAUAAACUAUAAAUUAUAACACUUACAUUUUUAUAUGUCAAAGACAUGUUUAAGCUUCUCAGCCAUUAUUUUAUAUUUAUGGAAGAAUUAUUGUGCUGGCUAUUCUAUAAACCCAAGAAGAUUUUUUUUUUUUUUAUCUUUACUUUUGUUUCUUUGGAAUGCUUGUUGUAUGCGUGCCCAUUGGCCUUUUUAUGACUUUAUUCAUCAUUUUUUGACAGUGGAAGUUCCAUUUGUAAUAGCCACAGCCUAUUUUUGAUCUGGGCUUUUUUUUGUGUGGGCCAAGUGCAUUUCUACCAGUCUUACUAUUUUACUGGGGCAAGGAGAUGGAACAGAGAGAAAGGACACGAAGCCUGGAAAAAAGGGAUGAGAAAGUGAAAAAGACGUGGCACAUUAGGGAUGGGAGAACGUCCCUUUGAGGCUGGAUGAAGGCCGUGGUCCGGAUUUGUCAACAGUAAUGUAACUUAUGUGGCUAUCCACCAAUCUCCUUAUUUUUUAUUUUGAGUUGUGCCUCUAUCCUUUAAGCCACACACAGUGCCUGUAACUCUCUAAGUUACGUGUACAGACGGAUUACAAGAUAUCUUAAUCUUUUUGCCCUGACUAAAAAUCUUCUUCUGAAUCCAUAUGCACAGCACAACCAGCAGAUCAUGUUUAUGCUGAGGCAAACCUUCACGGAAGCAUGAGAAUAAAGUAUGAAUGUUGACUAGGUAUUUGUAAAUGACUUGCGUCACUGGAAGUCAUUACUUUUCAUGGUUUGCCCUAGAUUAACCUGAACUCAUCCAGUGUUCACACAUCUCUCCUGGAAUAUUGUAUUUAAAGGGGCACUACAAGCACCAUAACUGCUGGCACCAUCCUCCCAGUAAGAUAAACUAUAUUUGAAUGGUUUGACACUUACCUGGAUUUCUCCAGUUCUUGUGGUCAUUCAGGUCUUCUUAAAACCCCUAACACAAACAUUCUCAUUCCACUUUAGCCAUAUUAUUAUCAUUAUUUAUAUGCCACCAACAAAUUCUGCAGCGCUGUACGAUGGGUGGACUAACAAACAUGUAAUUGUAACCAGACAAUUUGGAUGCACAGGAACAGAGGGAUUGACGGCUCUGCUCACUGAGCUCACAUGCUAGAGGGAGUGGGGUAAAGUGACACAAAAGGUAAGGAUAGUAUUAGACUAAUGACCGUUGCAGGAGAGGAAUCAAUUGGAAGCUAUUAACAGUUUUAUACGCUAUACAUAUUAGUUUUAUGCAACUUUUCACUUCAUUCAUUGGCUGAGAGCAUCACCUGAUGAAUUUUGGCAACUGGAGGGACUCAAGUAUGUGUCAAACCAAUCAAAAACGAGGCAUAGCGUCAUAGAGAUUCUAAAACCAUAAACACUACAAUGGGCAGGCGAGCCCAUCCAGUAAAGUAAUAUGUCAGCCUGUUAUCCAUGCAGAGGUGGUUGACAGACGGGCUCUGAAGAGCCCUCUCAGGGCAGACCAAAUACAGAACUCUCCAAAAGCACUUUGCCCACACGGUCUUCGUACCCUUAGGUCAUUAAGCGCAGUGUGAGAGUAUCUGAUUGGGGACAUUUGAUGGACAUCUGUGGAGUACCAGGUUGCAAACCCAGCAUACCGGGCCUGGAAGAGGUCUUGCCAAACUUACGAUGUUUGAAAGGUAUGUGAUUCUAUGCAGUGAUGUUGCUUCACAGUAUUUAAAAAAAAUAAAUGAAAACAAUCACUAUAAUGUUGUUGUUUUUUUCCUCACAUUUAAUCUAUUGCAUGAGCAGCAUAUUGCAAGGCACAUUAUUUACAUGAUUUAAGACAUCAAUCCUUGGCACUAGGUGUCCUGUGAUUACAACUCCUGUGAUUCUCAGCCAACUCUAAUGAAUCAUUUUAAAUGUAUCCUUUUCAAUUUUUUUGCAGACAAGCAAAUAAGUAGACAUUUCCAGCUCUGCAGCCCUACAAUAAUUACUGUAAAGAGUGCUUCUAGCAUGGGCAGGCUUUCAGUGUCAUCAUUGUUAAAUAGGUGUUUCAGAGACAUGUGCUAUUGUGCUUCUGGUUUUCGGGUUGAAUAUUAAUGUAGGCAGUGAAUUGUGUUGUAUACAUAUAGAUUUUUUUGAGGGUUGGUAUUUUUAUGAACUGAUCAUGAUAAAAUGUUCCGGCUGGUGUUGAGUUACAAGUAUAGUAUAAACAGAUCACGUACGCAGGAAAAAAGAAAAUAUACUUAACUUUGAGAUCUCUGUAUUUGCAACAUUUGCUGUGAUUUGUAGAGUUCAGCCCAGACCAGGAAGAAGAUGAAACUCGUUCAGCCAUUCAUGGCCCUAUUACUAUCUUCAUGGCCCUAUUACUAAACGUUCGCCCAAUAUGGGUUAUAUUGUUCAACACAAGCAGCAGUUUCAUUCAUAAAGAAACAAGAAUGAAACUGCUUUAUGUAUUGGCAGACACUAUAGUUGUAGCAACCAAUCUCGACUGCUACUUUCUGAUCUUCACACAAGUACAAUGUCUCCAGGAGAACCAAUGCAGUCUUAAUGGUAAACAAAAAUAAUGUGAUAAAGAUAAUAUACUCAUCUGUUGUCUCCAGGAGACUGUGAUAAAGAAGAUUUGCUAAAGAUAAAAUACAUCUCUGUUGUCUCCAGGAGACCCAAAGCUGAAUUAAUGAUGAACAAAAAUAACGUCAUAAAAGUGAUGAGCUAA
Molecule: messenger RNA, 10929 nt
Organism: Pelobates cultripes (western spadefoot toad)
Lineage: Eukaryota; Metazoa; Chordata; Amphibia; Anura; Pelobatidae
Source: the annotation of a GenBank genome assembly